AAUUGCUCACAUAGGUCUACGGUGUUGUAGUGUCUAUAAGUCAUUCUGGAUGAAAGCUAAAUUACUGGGUUUCCCCCCUUCUUUAAUGUUUUAUCCCCAGGACUCCACGGGCAGCUUCGUCCUGCCCUUCCGCCAGGUGCUCUACUCCCCGUAUCCCACCACGCACAUCGACGUGGACAUCAACACGGUGAAGCAGAUGCCACCGUGCCACGAGCACACAUACAACCAGCGGCGCUACAUGCGCUCCGAGCUCAGCGCGCUCUGGAAGACGGACAGCGAGGACGACAUCCCCCCCGAAACAGUCAUUCACACCGACGAGACCUUCACACCUGACCUGAAUAUAUUUCAAGACGUCAUGCAUAAAGACACUUUGGUGAAGUCGUUUAUAGACGAGGUGUUCAUGCUGAAGCCGGGCCUGUCCCUGCGGAGCACCUAUCUGGCCCAGUUCCUGCUGCUGCUCCACAGGAAGGCCCUCACAUUGCUCAAGUACAUCGAGGACGAAACGCAGAAAGGGAAGAAGCCGUUUCGAUCCCUGCGCAACCUAAAGACAGACCUGGAUCUGACGGUGGAGGGGGACCUGCACAUCGUAAUGGCCUUCGCCGAGAAGCUGAGGGCGGGACUCCACUCGUUCGUGUUCAGCAAGCCGUUCUACACCAGCAUGCAAGAGCGAGACGUUCUCAUGACCUUCUGACUUAUUCCUCCUCUCGCACUUUUAUGUAUCGGCGCUUAAUGGAAGCAGAUGUCUUUGUUUUCUUAUGUGUUACAUCAAUGCAUGCACGCCUGAAUAUGUGUUUGUGCUUUUCUGGAAUGAAGAAAAACAUGUUGUGUCUUGAGUUCAAGGCUUCAAAGUCUAUACUGCUGUAAUGAGCCAUUGCAUUGUACACUUUUCGACCGUUAGCAUAAUGUGAGUUGAAUGUUUUGGGAGGACUUCAAUAAUUCUCUAGUUGAUGAAUUAUUCAUGCGUUCUAUGCCUUCUGUUAAUAGAGGGUCUUCUGUAUUAAUUUAUGGCGUUACAAUUGGCUGCCCACCAGGACAUUUGCAAUUUAACUUAAAAUGAUAUUUAUUAAAAACGUAUUAGUUUCUUCACUGCCUGUGUAAUAUAUAACCUUUUGAACUUUAGAUUUUUAGUUUUUCAAUUAGAUGUCUCUGUGUUGACUGUGAAUGGUGCGAAUCAUCAUAAAUAGGUUCAGAGUAAUCAUAGGAUUUUAUUAAAGAAAAAGAUAGAGCACUGUAAUGAAAUUUGAUUAUAACCCCUCUUGACAAAGCAGAGCUGUGUGUAGCUCACAGUCAUAAAAUAAAAUCAAGCAAUGUAGUUUAGAAGUGAUAAGUAUCGCUUCCAAAAAUGCUAAUGUUUCUGACAUUGUUAUAUGGUGAGUUGAUAAUGUUGUCCAGUUUCCCUACAUUUACAUAUCAUUUCAAUUUGUGACUUUUGCAGACAGUCCAACUACGUUUAUCACAAAUGCAACAAAUAACAGACAUUUUCUCUUCCCUUCGAUAAUCUCUUUGCUUCCUUCCCUUUUACUUUAUCGAUCUUGUUUCAAAUGUGAACUUUUGUUUACUUGUGCAGAAAGAGCGAUGAACAAUAAAGACUCUAUUCAUGUAAAA
Notothenia coriiceps (black rockcod) is the source of this 1605-nucleotide messenger RNA. Its product is annotated as protein C9orf72-like. Gene Ontology annotation, molecular function: guanyl-nucleotide exchange factor activity. NCBI's taxonomy places the organism in Eukaryota, Metazoa, Chordata, Actinopteri, Perciformes, Nototheniidae. Gene Ontology annotation, cellular component: endosome; autophagosome. The coding region runs from base 50 to 691 and encodes 213 amino acids. The transcript has 4 exons. The record is from RefSeq and is a predicted model, not a curated record. Gene Ontology annotation, biological process: autophagy; endocytosis.